Molecule: messenger RNA, 1497 nt
Organism: Morchella importuna
Lineage: Eukaryota; Fungi; Ascomycota; Pezizomycetes; Pezizales; Morchellaceae
Exons: 5
Coding region: 1-1497 (498 amino acids)
Source: RefSeq, a predicted model, not a curated record
AUGCGUUCUCCGCCUACACGGACUGGGGCUUCGGAAUCUGCAAUAGCCCCAGCACUAUUGGUUGCUCCCCAGGCAAGAGAAUCUCGUAGUUCUCGUGAAGAUACCCUAAUAUCCAGAGCGGCAGGGGCAGGAGCAGGAGCAGGAGUGGGAAUAGGAACGGGAAUGGGAUUAAUGGGAGUGGGAGCAGAUACAAUAAGAGUAGCGGAGGGGGAAGGGGGCGAAGAAACGAAGCAAGAACCUACGUUUAUUGCUGAUAAUGAUCAAAACCCCCACAUACCUCGUGAUUCGGGGUAUGAACCUGGCCCGGCUGAGCCAGUUCGCUCAGGUACCAUUUUCAAUAAUCCUGGACAUAUUCAUAUCACUGAUUAUGGGAAUCCUUCGGAGGCUGUUUCUCCUACACUAAUCGAGCCAGAACCGCUUCGUACUCAUGAACAAACUCUGGAUACCGUAGCCGCCGACGAGAAUCGAAAUUCACCACCUCAGCUGAGAAAUGAACUUUGUCGAAAUUCUUCUGACGAUAGCCAAACCAGUGAUUACUCGAACCACUCAAUAACACAAUCCCUCAAUCCCAACAGCCGCCCUACUUCUAAAGUCUACUAUGGGCAACGGUACGACGGUGAUCUUCGCAAACAACGAUUUCCACCGAAAUCAACAACAGCACCUCCGGAAACUGCGGGACCUUCUCGUCCUCUCCCCAGACCCCCUCUAGGGGUGGUUCCCAGUUUUAUAAAUACGCAGAAUGUUGAUACGGGUCCAAAGGUGGAAAGUUUGAUCAAUGAGCCCGCACGUGAGUAUAAUGGCAUCAGUGCGAGUGAAACGAGAGGGGGACAAGAGAACGAGUAUGUUUACUCGCGCGCUGGGGCUAAAGAGGAAGAGCAGCGAUAUCGUAAUCCCGGACGAGAAACCUCCGCCGAGACCACAUCAAUUCACCAAGAGACACUAGAUCCGGUAAUACAUACCGUAAUCCGCCCUGUCGAGAACGAAGAAAUAACGACCGUCAUAACUCGCGAGAUUCAUCACACAGAAAUCCACCCCAUUGUUCAACCCAUCGUCGACAUAGAGCGUCUUCCCAAGAAACAUUACCUCGAAACGCCCAACGGAAAUUUCGUUGAGAUCACCGCCGAGGAAGCAGAGCGUCAAGGAUGGGAGGAGGUGUGGAGGGGCGACUUGGUCCCCGAUGAGAGAAAUGAAAGUAGCUUUAUGGUCCGAGACACUGGCGAAGCUAAAAACGAGGAAGUACAGCGGAGGAUGCCUGCCCUAGAACUGGAGCAACGAAAUAAAGCCACUCCACGUACAGUCAAUAUUAGCCAUACGUACGAGGAAGGCGUAUAUGAGCCGUAUGGUAACGGAGACAUUAUGGGUGAUAAUGGGAGAAAGGCAUCGAUGCCCCUGCCGUUGGAGUUUGGCGUGAGGACCGGAAGUUCUGAAAGGGUCAAGACACCACAUGGCCCGGAAAGCUAUACGGAGAGGAAUGUAUUGGUUGGGCCUGCAUAUUAA